CUAAAGACAAAGGACGGAUAAAUAAAUGAAACCUCGAUCGACUCAAACACUUCGCCCACGUCUCUUUCUCCCUCUGCGGCCCGUUUUUCUGCUUCGUGAUGGCUUCCGCUCUGCUAAACAGCGUCACCCUCUCACCGCCGCCGACGCCAACGGAGGCGUUCGCCUGGCUCGGUCCCAGGAUCUCCUUCAGCGACGAUGCCACCGAUCCUUCUGCCGAGGUGGCCCCUCCUGAUGAAGGCCAUCCCGACGCCUCCCCCGAGGACUUCGAGUUCCGCCUCCACGACGAUCCCGUCUCCAUGCUCGCCGCUGAUGAGCUCUUCUCCGAGGGAAAGCUGGUUCCGCUUCAGAUGGCGACUCCGAAAAUGGGGGAGGUGAAGGCGGAGGCGGAGCCACUCUCAGCCACGAAGAUCGGCCUGCCGGAUCCCCCUAGGAAGGCGGAGAUCGCCGCCGGUGCCGAUCCGUACGCGUGCUCCCCCCGCGCGCCACGGUGCGCCUCUCGCUGGCGCGAGUUUCUCGGCUUCAAGAGAGCGCGGGCUGCGAAGUCUAUCGGCGUGCAAGCGGUGCUCGGUGCACCGGUCGCCGAAGCGGCGAGGGCAUCUGUCGGUUCGAGAAGCGCUAUCCCUAGGUCGGCACUCAAGCAUCUUCUACUCCACCGGCAAUCCAAGACUGACUCCCUCGACGCGUCGCUGAGACUCCCCCUCCUCCGCGACUCGGAUCACGACUCGGCGCCGGUUGCCUCCCGUCUAUCCCACUCCUCUUCCUCCUCCUCCUCUUCCUCCUCGGGCCCCGACCAUGAGGACCUCGUCAGGCUCUCCAUCGAUACAGACAAGCCACGCCCCAUCCCUCCCCGAGUCCGCCUUAUACGGCCGCACUCCGCCAUGCCGGCGUCUACGAGAGACGGGUUAAACCCUAGUCGGCGGGCUGCCGAUCUGACAACGCAAUCACCGCGAGGAGUGUCGGUGGAAAGCCCGCGGAUGAGCUCGUCGGGCAAAAUCGUGUUCCAAGGCCUGGAGCGAAGCUCGAGCAGUCCGGGGAGCUUCACCGGUGGCCCGAGGCCGCGACAGAGGGGCGUCGAGAGGUCUUACUCCGCCAACGUCAGGGUAGCGCCCGUACUAAACGUUCUACCCGUGGGCUCUCUCCGCGGCUCCGGCAAGACCGUCUCCGUCUUCGGCCUCGCCCACUUCUUCUCGUCGCAGCAGAAGAAGAAUCGCGACGGCCACGCAUCGAACCGGACGGAAUUUGCCCGGUCUGCCCGGCGCCACCGGCGUCAGGAUCGCCAUGCCUCCCCAAAAAUAAACUAGAACAUAAUAGAAAACAAAAUAAAUAAAUUCAAAUGUCUUUUUGUUCCUAAAUCCUUGUGCUUCAAGAAUUCCUGAUCUAGUCAUGUUGCUCUUUGAUAUUCGAAUCUUACCCCUUGUUUUUUCUCCGGCGAGCGGCGUACAUUAGCGAGCCGCCGCUCAUACGGCUUGUGUAUUUUGCGCCGGUACGUCUUCGUUGUCAAACCGGGCGCGCGUUAGCCGCGUCAACUGCCCUAGAGCUGCUAACGUACGCCUCCUCCUUCCUUCCCUCAAUCCGGAAUCCGGAUCAGAUGCUCAGGAAAAUAGGCCGUCUCAGAGACUGACAUAGAGCGGCAGCAGCACUCCCACUCUCGCUCAGCUCGGCGGCCGGCGACGUCACGAUGCGAUCGGAAGGCUUCUGCUGGUCCAGCAGGCAAAGAUACCCAUCUCUGCGAUCUAGUGAGUCAAAGAACAAUUAUUAAGCCGAAGAAACAGCCAAUUCCUGAGCUGUUGUUCCAAGAGUGCGAGCUAGUAGUAGAAAAUUAACCAUGUGAUCGUUAGUUGUACUUGGUUGAUCUUUCUUAAUACAAGAGAUUGAUGCUUUGUGAGUCCUGUGCCCUCUCUCAGCUCCGCUGGGUCCCCUGGAAUCACAAGAAUAGAUUGCAAUGGUGAGAUCAAGAUGAGCAUGGCUGCUUGUGACGCUGGCCUACUCCAGUUGGUGAUUGCUGUUGCGGAACAGGAAGGAACAAAGCUCGUUUGGAUGGAACAAAGUCGAGGCAUGUGAGGUGUGGGACUGGGAACCGCUCAGACAUCACGAGGCCAUUUACUGGGCCAUGCAGAUGAAAUGGCUGGCUAUAUAAACAGUUGAAGAGUUUAUUUCCCAAACGACCUUGAAUGCGACUUUUUUCUAUUCUAAUGUUAAUUUGCAAACACCGAAGCCACAAGGGAUCCGUGGUGGGAAAAUAUUUAUGAUCUUAAAUAUAUUUCUUAUCGCUUCUUUUAUCUAGUUGGCUUUCAUGAAUUCAUUUCUGACAGUGAACAAGGAUGCAGGACAGUGCCAUCUGAGGUGCUAAUAGGAGCACUCGAGGAACAAUAGAG
This is a messenger RNA of Zingiber officinale, 2375 nucleotides long. RefSeq lists its product as uncharacterized. The coding region runs from base 99 to 1301 and encodes 400 amino acids. The record is from RefSeq and is a predicted model, not a curated record. NCBI's taxonomy places the organism in Eukaryota, Viridiplantae, Streptophyta, Magnoliopsida, Zingiberales, Zingiberaceae. The transcript has 4 exons.